CAAAUAUAGCACGGUAAGGGUUAAGAAAGACAUCUUUCAAAUCGUAAUAUGUCCUUACACGUUCGCCACUGUGCUGCAGAGCCAGUUAAAGGGUAUUAAAGUUGGAGGUUUUCAAUGAAGUAUGUAAAUCGCGGAUAUAAAUUUCUUAUCACUGAGUAAGUUGCCGUUGUCGAAACGGACUAUACUCAUGUGUAGAUAAGCACGACCUCGCAUAUAAUAUAGCUCGGCGGCGACACAGUUAUUUACAAAUAUAAUGGGAUCUUUAAGAGGACGGGUAGCAAUUAUAACAGGAGCCAGCAGUGGUAUAGGAGAGGGCGUGGCAAUCAAGUUUGCACAGCUGGGCUGCCGUCUAGCUAUAUCUGGAAGAAAUGAAGACAACCUUAAACGAGUGAAUGGUCUGUGCAGAGAAGCGGGCUUAAAUCAGGACCAAAUUUUGAAUAUCGCUGGAGAUAUAGACAAAGACGAAGACAGACGGUCCAUUGUCCAGAACACCAUCGACAAAUAUGGGGAGAUCAAUGUGCUUGUAAAUAAUGCUGGAAUGAUACAUUACAACAGAAUUAGUGACAUCACUGAAGAGAAAUAUGACGAAAUAUUCAACACAAAUGUAAAGUCGCACGUACUCUUAACACAGCUCGUUAUGCCACAUCUGAUCAAGUCUAAAGGGAAUAUUGUCAACACGUCAAGCAUUUGUGGACAAAGAGCAAUGCCAGAGGUCGGUGUUUAUUGUAUGACAAAAGCUUCUAUGGAUAUGUUUACACAGUGUCUCGCACUAGAAAUGGCCCCUCACGGAGUAAGAGUAAACGCUAUUAAUCCUGGUACCAUAGUAAGUAACAUUGCUCGACGACCCUGGGGUGUAUACCAAGAUGAAGAACUAUAUCAAAAGUUUUUGGAAAAACAAGCUUCGGGUCACCCACUAGGUCGUGUUGGUCAGCCAGAAGAUUGUGCAGAGGCAGUGGCUUUUCUGGCUUCAGAUUCGGCAAGCUUUAUCACUGGUCAGAUCAUGUUUCUAGAUGGCGGGAGACAUUGUGUAUCUGCCGGUGUAGCAACAGCUGUUAAGAAAUGCGAUGACAAACGUUUUUUCUUUUGUUGGUGUUGUUGUUUACAUUUACAAUCAACAGGAGCCAGCAGUGGUAUAGGAGAGGGCGUGGCAAUCAAGUUUGCACAACUUGGCUGCCGUCUAGUUAUUUCUGGAAGAAAUGAAGACAACCUUAAACGAGUGAAUGGUCUGUGCAGAGAAGCGGGCUUAAACCAGGAUCAAAUUUUGAAUAUCGCUGGAGAUAUAAACAAAGAAGGAGACAGACGAUCCAUCGUCCAGAAAACCAUCGACAAAUAUGGAGAGAUCAAUGUGCUUGUAAAUAAUGCUGGAAUGAAUCAUUUCAACAGAAUUAGUGACAUAACUGAAGAGAAGUAUGACGAAAUCUUCAACACAAACGUUAAGUCGCACGUGCUUUUAACACAACUCGUUAUUCCACAUCUGAUUAAGUCUAAAGGGAAUAUUGUCAACACGUCAAGCAUAUGCGGACAAAGAGCGAUGCCAGAGGUCGGUGUUUAUUGUAUGACAAAAGCUUCUAUGGAUAUGUUUACACAGUGUCUUGCACUUGAAAUGGCCCCUCACGGUGUUAGAGUAAAUGCCAUAAAUCCUGGUACCAUAGUAAGUAACAUUGCCCGACGACCCUGGGGAGCGUACCAAGAUGAAGAACUAUAUCGAAAGUUUUUGGAAAAACAAGCUUCGGGUCACCCACUAGGUCGUGUUGGUCAGCCAGAAGAUUGUGCAGAGGCAGUGGCCUUUCUGGCUUCAGAUUCGGCAAGCUUUAUCACAGGUCAGAUCAUGUUUUUAGAUGGCGGGAGACAUUGUGUAUCUGCCGGUGUAGCAACCGCUGUUAAGAAAUGAGUGUCUCGAUUUUAUGUCAGAAAAAAAAUAAAGAUCGAAAGGUCAUCUUGUGGC
This is a messenger RNA of Mercenaria mercenaria, 1945 nucleotides long. RefSeq lists its product as uncharacterized. Bases 254 to 1891 code for a protein of 545 amino acids. Lineage: Eukaryota; Metazoa; Mollusca; Bivalvia; Venerida; Veneridae. Gene Ontology annotation, molecular function: oxidoreductase activity. The record is from RefSeq and is a predicted model, not a curated record. The transcript has 17 exons.